Vitis riparia (riverbank grape) is the source of this 1883-nucleotide messenger RNA. Its product is annotated as receptor homology region, transmembrane domain- and RING domain-containing protein 2-like. The record is from RefSeq and is a predicted model, not a curated record. Lineage: Eukaryota; Viridiplantae; Streptophyta; Magnoliopsida; Vitales; Vitaceae.
AUACACAUAUAUAUUAUCAUUAUCUACUAAUAAUAAUAGAAAUUUGAGAUUGUCGCCCUUCUCGCUCCCUCUUCCAAAUUCUUCUUCCCAAAUCGAGGCCUCUGAACAAGCGGGUCGGCAAUCCAGACAGAUCUUCCUCCGUGUCAAAUGGAAGCUGAUGUUCCCAUUUUCGAAACCCUAAUUCCAUCACUUUCUCGUCUCUUUUGUACUCUUUAAAAACGAUUUCCAAUAUUGCGUUUUUGGUAUUCAGAUACAAUGAGGUCAAUGAAUCUAGUCCUCCCCUUUUGCGCUUUUCUGAAUCUAAUGGCUUCUGUGGCCUUCGCCAAUGUGGUUCUCAUUGGGAACAACGUAACUCUCUCUUUCGACGACAUCCAAGCUAACUUCGCUAAACCAGUUAAAGGGUCGGGAGAAUGCGGGAUAUUAUAUGUGGCAGAGCCUCUAGAUGCAUGUUCACCUUUGACUAAUGCAGUGGAGAAGGUUGAGGGUGCUAGUUCACCAUUUGUAUUAAUUGUUAGAGGAGGGUGUGGCUUUGAGGAUAAAGUGAGAAACGCCCAAAAAGCAGGGUUCGCAGCUGCUAUUGUAUAUGAUAAUGAAGAUGGUGGUGUUUUGGUUGCAAUGGCUGGAAAUUCUGCUGGAAUAAAAAUACAUGCUGUCUUUGUUUCCAAAGCUUCAGGCAUGGUACUCCAAACGUAUGCUGGUUCUCCUGACAUGGAGUUGUGGAUAAUUCCAAGCUUUGAAAAUUCAGCAUGGUCAAUCAUGGCUAUUUCUUUUAUUUCCCUACUUGCCAUGUCUGCAGUGCUGGCUACUUGUUUCUUCGUCCGCAGGCAUCGCAUAAGGCGACAACGACCUAGAGUUUCUCGUGUCCGGGAAUUCCAUGGGAUGAGCAGUCGCUUAGUGAAGGCAAUGCCAACUUAUUUUACAACUGUUUUAGAGGAUAAUUGUACUUCAAGAACAUGUGCCAUAUGCCUUGAAGACUAUAAUGUUGGAGAGAAGCUCAGAAUUCUGCCUUGUCGUCACAAGUUUCAUGCUUUUUGUGUGGACUCUUGGCUUACGUCAUGGAGAACCUUUUGCCCUGUUUGCAAGCGCGAUGCAAGAACAAGCACAGGUGAGCCCCCAUCAGAAAGCACACCUUUGCUUUCUUCCAGCGCAGGCUCUUUGGCUCCCUCUUCUCUGGUGUCAUCUGUAAGAUCAUCUCUAGCCUCAUCCUCAGCAAUUCAUAUAGCUCCAUCACCAUCACCAUCACAUUCCCUCUCAGUUUCUCGGAACAACUCCCUGUCCGCCACUCCUUACAUCCAGCAGUCCCUUCAGUCUUACCGCCAAUCUUCUUUAAGUGUAAGCCGAAGCUCACUAGACCUUAGGAAUGCGUCUUCCCAAAGAUCUCAUGCUUCCUAUUUGGUUUCACCUCAUUCUAUGGGUUACCCAUCAUUAUCACCUCUUAACUCGAGAUACCUGUCCCCAUACAUUCCAAGCCCAAGCAAUGCCUCACUGAGUUAUGUUGGCUCAUCUAGUCGACCGCCACACCCACUGCAUUAUAGCGAGUCAGCUACAAGUUUUUCUCCUUACACUUCUGCUCAAUCUCUCCCGGAAUGUUGAUUUAUAACUUGAUAUAGAGCUAUGGAGAGGUCUGUGCACAAGUGCAAGCUGCACUCAAAACUGCAUAUUCUUCAGUAACUGGAAUAGAAGAUGUUGAGAGCUGAUAUGUACAUUUAGUGUAAAUUGUGUGAGGUUUGAACUGAUAAUUAUGGUUCUUAGUUUUGAGUUGUGGAGAUUGUGACAAUGAUGAGUGUUUAAUGUUAAAGGGGAUAUGUUUACAUGGCUGUUCAUGGGUGAAUAGUUUACUGCUGACCAGAAACAUGUUUGGGGCUUGUAAAAAAAUGAACUUU